GCACAAACUGCUUUAUGGGGGCUUCGGGUAGUCUGUUAGAGUUUAGUAGUGCCUUAGAGCUAUGGUCUUACUUGAUUUGCAGAAACUUGUACGGUGAUACCGUUAGCAGCUAACAUGUGCUGGGUGAUGAUUCGGAAUCGUAACGUACUCCGAGUUUUGAUCUGUUUCCUGGAGCUUGUAGCUUUACAUGGAGGUGCUGGGGAGAAACAAGAGCCUGGCAAGAGGGAGACCGGGAAUCUGGGUCCCCUCGUCGAGAUGUUGGCCGGGAAAGUUAGCCCCCGUCCUUCACUGAUUUCUAAACCGGGGAUGGAUGAUCAACACAUGGCAUAUAUGGCCAAUCUCUACAAGCAGUUAGCCGAUAGAGAUGGGAAGCCUAAAGUUAACCGGACCAUUAUGACUAACACCAUUCGGCUGGUGAAACCCAGUGCAAGCGUCCUGCUCGCUGACUCUGGUCAUUGGCAUAUGCAUCAUGUUCAAUACAAUCUGCACUAUCUUCCGGAGCUAGAGCAUUUGAUUAAAGUUGCUGUUGUCUAUUUACACAGUCCUCUUGCCAAUCAACUUUUAGCUUCUUGUGAAAUCAAAUGUCUCCUUUCAAAUUAUGUCGAGCUAAAUUUCAUACAGAAUGCCACUAAUAUAGAAUUGCCCAUCCAAUUUUUGUUAAACCUGAAUGAACGAUGGGCAGAGGCUGAUGUAACUCCUUGUGUCAUUUUCCCAACUGGCAAUUCUGUGAAGAAAGUCGAUCUGCAUAUCAGUUAUAAGUGUGCUGAAUUUGGAAAAGACCAUCCAAGAACUCUGGAUAAAAGAAGAAACUAUGGUGUCCAUUUACAGGUGCCUUCUCUGCUAUUAUAUUUAAAUGACACUGAUGAAACUGCACAUCAAAGACCGGAAACAUCAGAAAAACAAUUUCAAGAGAGUUCAUCCAAAUCCCGUGUGUUGGUUAGGAAACCACGACAACUAAGCAACAUUGGCUCAGGCAUUCCUAACUAUCUUAAGAAAAGUCCUCCAAGGAACAAGUGCAAGCUCCAUUCGUUUUGGGUAAGCUUUGAGCAAUUGGGUUGGGAUCAUUGGAUUGUGGCUCCUCAUAGGUACAAUCCAAAAUUCUGCAGGGGAGACUGUCCCAGAAUUCUUCACUAUAGUUACCACUCUCCGAAUCAUGCCAUAGUGCAGAAUUUUAUCAAUGAAAUAGUUGAUAAAAAUGUGCCCCGUCCAUCUUGUGUCCCUUUAAAAUACAGUCCCAUUAGUGUCCUUUUGAAGGAGCAAAAUGAUCACAUAGUGUACAAGGAGUACAAUGACAUGAUUGCUGUGUCUUGUACUUGCAAAUAGAACUUUAUCCUGAAUUGGCACUAAUUUGGGGCUAGAUUAGGAAAAUAGUGCACCACUAUGAGGUGGUUAUCAUAAAAUGUUUAAAGUAAAUUUGUCUGAUCAUGUUUAUGAAACCACAUUGACCAAAGCAAGUCAUAAAAUGGCUGGCUUUGAAUUUAACUGCAGUGAAGGCUUACUUGUGUUCUUCCUGUGAUUUGUUAUGGGAACAUGUCUGAGUUCAUGGUGCAAUUGUAGCCCUUCAGUAUCACACUUUAAAGACUAGCUUUUCAAAGUCUAUUUGCAGUUGGGGGAGGGUAGGAGGCAAAAUGUGUCUGAAGAACCUCCUGCAAAGGCAAUGAAAAUUGAGACCAAUAUACCUGAUGUGGCAAGAAACAUUGAUUCUGUAGUCUAAAUGUAUUUAUAAUUGUGAUUUUUGUAAAUUUUCCAGUUUAUGCUAAACUUUGUCAAUCUUUUAUAUUAAAGUUGUCAAGUCUAAUACUGUUGACCCAUUGAAAUAACAGUCCUUUGAAAAAAAUGUAAAGACUCAAAUUUUAACUCUCCCAGAAUGAGGAUUCCACUAAAGCUAUUUAACUUGAGCUGCAGUAACCUUUUUAAAGCCAAUAAUGGUAACUUGCUAUUGCUUCAGCUGUGAUUUCACUUGAGGGUAAUUUACUAGGUGAUUCAGGAAGCCCUGAUUAAAUUACAAAAGUGAAUGUCUGCACCUUCUUUGUAGAUAGCUUUUCAUCAAGAUGCACAAGAUAAUACAGGGGUGUGGAGAUUAGCAGGUGGGUGGGAGCUGAGGGAAGCACGGGGGGGGGGGGGGGGUAACUCAUGUAAGUGAGCAGUUUAUUGUUAGUUCACUAGGGAUUGUAUACAAUAAAGUAAAAUUUUAAAUGGCUAAUGCACUUUGGUUUUUAAACCCCAAACUUUGCAUCUUUUUAAAUAACUGUUCUAUGGUGCCAAGAGGUUGGAACUGAAACUGCAGUAUUUUUGGCUACUGUAAUUCAAAGGGUUAACUUGAUCUGAAGUGAAUGUAAAUAGAAUAAUACUGUACUAUCAAAUCUGAAUUAUUACUAGGCUUGCCUUGUCACUGUUUUUGCUGUAUUUAUUUUGCAAGUUUAAUUGCAUUACACUACACUAUUUCCAUGUACAACAGAUUUCUAUAUGGCAUUGCAUAUUCAUUUGUCUGUUUUUACACAUUCUCUAAAGUGAACAAGUUUUGAAUAUGGAUGCACUAACCUAGGCAGUCUGAGUUAUUAGCUUUUGCACUUUGCUUUCAGCCCUCCCAUUUGUAUUAAAAUAGCCAGCUGUUUAAAUUUCAAUAUUGCAGCUGUUUAAGCUACCAAUGCAAUUCUUUAAGCACUUCUGUAUACAUGCAAAAGCACUAAAUUCUGUAGCUAUUUUUAACUCAGUUCUAAGAUUUUGUACUGUGUAAGUUGCAUACUCCCAAUAAAGAAAUGGCUUGACUUGUUUAAA
This is a messenger RNA of Chiloscyllium plagiosum (whitespotted bambooshark), 2778 nucleotides long. RefSeq names its product bone morphogenetic protein 15 (gene bmp15). Lineage: Eukaryota; Metazoa; Chordata; Chondrichthyes; Orectolobiformes; Hemiscylliidae. Gene Ontology annotation, cellular component: extracellular region. The record is from RefSeq and is a predicted model, not a curated record. Gene Ontology annotation, molecular function: cytokine activity; growth factor activity.